AUGCUGUUUGACUUGAAAAACAUUUGAUCUCUUACAUUAACAGCCCAUGUCACUGUAAUAGGGACUACAGCCGGGCUGUUCAGUUUUCUGUUAUUUUAGCUUUGAAAUAACUGUUAGUGCUGCUCCAAAAUCUUCGUGUUUAAAAUUGUAUAUUGGCUGUCCCCCCAGGACUCAAACAUUUAUUAGUUUUCUCAUGAAGCUUAACUUCAAAUGUCCUGCACAAUUUCCCUAAGUACAGCAGUUUGUACAGCAGUUGUUGAAAAUGAAUUCCUCAGAGAGAGAAGACUGUAAUAAUGGCGAACCCCCUAGGAAGAUAAUACCAGAGAAGAAUUCACUUAGACAGUGGCUGUACCAUUUUACAUUUCCAUUAACAACUUAUAACAGCUGUGCCAGACUCUGCUUAAACCAAGAAACAGUAUGUCUAGCAAGCACUGCUAUGAAGACUGAAAAUUGUGUGGCCAAAACAAAACUUGCCAAUGGCACUUCCAGUAUGAUUGUGCCCAAGCAACGGAAGCUCUCGGCAAGCUAUGAGAAGGAAAAGGAACUGUGUGUCAAAUAUUUUGAGCAGUGGUCAGAGUCCGAUCAAGUGGAAUUUGUGGAACAUCUUAUAUCCCAAAUGUGUCAUUACCAACAUGGGCACAUAAACUCAUACCUUAAACCUAUGCUGCAGAGGGAUUUCAUAACUGCUCUGCCAGCUCGGGGUUUGGAUCACAUUGCUGAGAACAUUCUGUCAUAUCUGGAUGCCAAAUCACUAUGUGCUGCUGAACUUGUGUGCAAGGAAUGGUACCGAGUAACAUCUGAUGGCAUGUUAUGGAAAAAGCUCAUCGAGAGAAUGGUCAGGACAGAUUCUCUGUGGAGAGGCCUGGCAGAACGAAGAGGAUGGGGACAGUAUUUAUUCAAAAACAAACCUCCUGAUGGGAAUGCUCCUCCCAACUCUUUUUAUAGAGCACUUUAUCCAAAAAUUAUACAAGACAUUGAGACAAUAGAAUCUAAUUGGAGAUGUGGUAGACAUAGUUUACAGAGAAUCCACUGCCGAAGUGAAACCAGCAAAGGAGUUUACUGUCUGCAGUAUGAUGAUCAGAAGAUAGUAAGCGGCCUUCGAGACAACACUAUCAAGAUCUGGGAUAAAAGCACAUUGGAAUGCAAGAGAAUUCUCACAGGCCACACGGGUUCUGUCCUAUGUCUCCAGUAUGACGAGAGGGUGAUUAUAACUGGAUCAUCGGAUUCUACAGUCAGGGUGUGGGAUGUAAAUACAGGUGAAAUGCUAAACACGUUGAUUCAUCAUUGUGAAGCAGUUCUGCACUUGCGUUUCAAUAAUGGCAUGAUGGUGACCUGCUCCAAAGACCGUUCCAUUGCUGUAUGGGAUAUGGCCUCCCCAACUGACAUCACCCUCCGGAGGGUGCUAGUCGGACACCGAGCUGCCGUCAAUGUUGUAGACUUUGAUGACAAGUACAUUGUUUCUGCAUCUGGAGAUAGGACUAUAAAGGUAUGGAACACUAGUACUUGUGAAUUUGUGAGGACCUUAAAUGGACACAAACGUGGCAUUGCCUGUUUGCAGUACAGAGACAGACUGGUCGUUAGUGGUUCAUCUGACAACACUAUCAGAUUAUGGGACAUAGAAUGUGGUGCAUGUUUACGUGUGUUAGAAGGCCAUGAGGAAUUGGUGCGCUGUAUUCGAUUUGAUAAUAAGAGGAUAGUCAGUGGGGCCUAUGAUGGGAAAAUUAAAGUGUGGGAUCUUGUAGCUGCUUUGGACCCCCGUGCUCCUGCAGGGACUCUUUGUCUACGGACUCUUGUGGAGCAUUCUGGAAGAGUUUUCCGACUCCAGUUUGAUGAAUUCCAGAUUGUCAGUAGUUCACACGAUGAUACAAUCCUCAUCUGGGACUUUCUAAAUGAUCCAACUGCCCAAGCUGAACCCCCCCGCUCCCCUUCUCGAACAUACACCUAUAUCUCCAGAUAAAUAAUCAUAUACUGACCUCAUACUUGCCCAGGACUCAUUAAAGUUGCGGUAUUUAACGUAUCUGCCAAUACCAGGAUGAGCAACAACAGUAACAAUCAAAAUAUUACCCACUUUCCCCGGACUAGCCGAGGAGUGGGGCUUUGAGACUCCUGUUGGGACACAGUGGUCUGCAGUCGACUCAGGAGGGUCUACUCAGCACAGCUGACUGCUUCCGUGCUGCUAUCAGAUGUCUUUUAUCUUUCGUGAAUGAUUAGAACUUUUAAACCUCACCUCACUUCCCCUCCUCCUUUCCCUUGUGCACCUGUUUUUUCCUCAUUUGGUUCCAGACAAAGAUGACUUAUAAAUAUAUUUAAUGUUUUGCCAGAAUCUCUCUUGCUUUGCCGUUAAGCAGAAGAACUAGUUUCCCUAUAUACCUGCUGGGAGAGACUCACUUCUAGGGGAGAGGGGGAUACAACUUCAAGCCAGACAGCACCCAGUGUCUCCCUGAGAACUACAGGAAUGCCCAGCGCCUGGCAAGCUCAGCAAGCCCCACUGUGCUUAGGAGACAGCGCUCCUGCAUAGCCUCUGGGGCAAGAAAGAGAGACAAGAAGAAUGAGCACACUUGACGAUCUGGGCCUCUUUCCUCCAUCUCUUUUCUCUGUUUCUGUCCCUCUUCCCCCUCCCUCCACCCCUUCAACCUGUUCUCUGCUCCACCUGAGAAGAACAAGGAUGAAGAGAGUGUCCUCAGUUAGCAUGAGGCAAAUCGGCUAGAAAAUGCAGCACUUGGAAGAGUUAAAUGCUGUUCAGUUAAAAUUUCAAACCGAGGCUUUUGCUGCAAGUGACCCUAUAUGACAACAGUGCAUUUUCAGACAUGGUACUUUCAUCAUAUUUGCAACUCUCCUCUCUUCUCCUUCUAACACCCUCUCCCCAAAAAGGGGGGCAGAAAUUUCCUGGGCUCCAUCAAUGGCCACAUCUUUUCUGGACUCAGCAGUCUCCUCGAUUCCAUGUAGAGUGUGAAAAGGAGCUGCUGAUUGCAUUUCCUCUCAUUAACAAUUAGAUGUGUAAUAAAAAGCAUUGUACUUCAUCUUAAAUCACUGGUAAGGCUCAGCCCACAGAAAGGCUUGAAAUGGCCGGAGCCAGUCGCUUGGUACAUUCUGCAUAAUUUCACGUCUCAGAUUUCCUCAUCAGGGCCUGUGAGCACCCAGGCACCUGUAUCUUUGCCAAGACCACCCAUCAGAGUAGCUUAAGAGGUGGUCGGGAAUAAAAGUUCAUUUCUUUUUCAUUUAGGCCAGUAAAUACCAUUUCCAAAAAUCAAGCUCGUCAUCUCAACCUUGCACUGCAGACCCUUCCUUCUGCUUUCCCAAACCUGGUAUUUUCAAAGGGCAAAGCUGCCAGAGAGCGCAGAUCAGGGUGAAGUUUGGCACACAGGGUUUAUUACUGGGGCAGAAACUGCCUUCGCUUUCCUUUUCUUCCUCUUCCUGGUCAUAUGUUACUCUCCACUCUCCCCAACCAAUAACUCUGGGAGUUAGUUAAUAACAUAAACAAAUGGACCUCAGCAAGGGCCAGGCUGACCUGGCCACUUGGAAGGCAGCUGUGCCACCCAACCUGGGAGCACAGGGAAUACGACCAGCGUGGGGGUGGGAGUGGGCCUGCGCCAGCCAUUCCUGGUGGCCUGGGCACACCCAUCAAAAGCCCGAGGCCACAGUACAGUCUCACGUUUCCCUUGGAAGCUGAGCCGUCUGGCCUGUUGUUUCCAUUCCUGAUCAAAGCAGUUGAGCAAAAGAAAGCCCCUGUCUAACUGGCGGCUAUAAAAGGAGCAGAAUGGGAGCCAAUUGCAAGUGACCUCAAAGCUAGGCCCCCGUUAGUUCAGCAAAAGGGGAGGCAAGAGAAAGCCGUCUUCCCUCCGAUUUGUAAAAAGGUGUCCCCUUCCUAAAACGUACCCAGACUGAACGUCGUAUUACAGAUUAAGGGGCAGGUUAUGCAUAUGCAUUUUUCUUUCCUGCUUUAUGAGUGCUUUUAAGCUUUUAGUUCCAGGUUAUAUUCAGAAAGUAUUUCCCAGUGUAAUGAUGUCAUUGCCUAGGAAAUAUUUUUUGAGAAUAAUUCCUUUCCCAACUACCCAUUCUACAGAGAAAUGUUUUCUAUCUAGUCGCUUCUCAUGGUUCCUUGUCCAUUGUGUUGACUAUUAAUGCCUUUUUGAUUGGUUGAGGGUUUUGCUACAGAUGAGGCACAAGAUCAUCAGCCUGAGCUCAGGCAUUAAAGAGGCAUGGAUUUUAAGCUGUUUAAAAAUAUUGUCCAAUAGCCAUAACUUUACUAGCCCUUCUGUUAUAUGCUGCUGUUCUAAAGUGAGAGCUGUUGAAUAUUCAUUGGUGCACGGGUUUUCCUCUCCCAUCGAAGUUCACUUGAAGGUAGAUUGUUUUAAGACUGUGCUGCAGCCUGUCCAGUACAUCAGAAGUGAUACCGAGGUGGGCCCUUCAGCCUGGAGCAGUUAGCUCUGUCGAUAUUCCCCAAGUUGUCCUCUGCUCUGAUGGAAAUGGGAAUGAAGUUAAGUGGUCUGAAAAACUUGAGUCAGUCACAUUUCUCAGCUCGGGGGGUCAUUUACCAGUUCAUUGUAGAAGAAAUAAUCAGGUAAGUAAAAGUUCAUUUCCAGAGAAAGUAAACCCCACUUACCAUCUCUGCAUGAUUUCAGUGGGAAUUGAUUAUCACUAAUCCCCAACUGGGCUAGAAUAAAUGUAAAGUUUGACCUUUUUAAAAAAGAGAAACAAAGAAAGUCUCAACACAUUUAAAGGAAUGGUAGAAAAGGAGCGGAAGGUGUCGCUGGGCUCGGAGAUGAAAUGUCUCCGUUGUGGAUCAGUCUCUGCUCACUAAAAUUCCAAUGUGGUGUGAAAGAAAUGUUCCUUCAAGACAGGAGGAAGCCCCUUCCAAGGUGGGCAAGGAGUGUGCGCUCACACCCGCACUGGAGCUCGGGCACGUGGGCUCCGCUCACCCUGGGCUGCUCGGACAACACCAGCAAGCCUUGCACGCGUGUGUCUUUCCACCGCUGAGAACAUCCUUUCACUCUCUUAUGUGCAGCCUGAAAGCAGGUGUGGAUUGUGGAUGGGAAGCCUUUUACACUGUCCCUUGGCAAAAUCCUGGUGACUCUGCCAGAAACUCUAGAGGCAGGGCCUCUCUGGAACUCUGUUGACAGAUAAUCAAGCCUGGCCCUCAUCACUUGUUUCUGAACUGGAAAGGACCCUGGGACCCCUAAAUCAUUCUGCGUUCUGCUUGAGUAAGAAAAAUCCUGUUUUGUUUUGUUUUUUGUAAAAUCAAAAGCUGAAGAGAAGAAAACAUGCGCUCUUCUCCUGGCUUGGUGUCCUUAUCUAGCAUUUGAUUGUGUGUGGAAACAAAAGGCUUGGGGUGGAAGGGGUGGGGAAUAUUGGAAAUAAUGAGGGCAUUUUUUCUUUCCUAGAAUUAAAUUAUAUGACAUUGGUAUCAUUAA
Molecule: messenger RNA, 5411 nt
Organism: Myotis myotis
Lineage: Eukaryota; Metazoa; Chordata; Mammalia; Chiroptera; Vespertilionidae
Gene: BTRC
Product: beta-transducin repeat containing E3 ubiquitin protein ligase
Exons: 16
Coding region: 263-1957 (564 amino acids)
Molecular function (GO): protein dimerization activity
Source: RefSeq, a predicted model, not a curated record